This is a messenger RNA of Rhopilema esculentum, 2530 nucleotides long. RefSeq names its product ras-related protein Rab-22A. The record is from RefSeq and is a predicted model, not a curated record. Gene Ontology annotation, molecular function: GTPase activity; GTP binding. NCBI's taxonomy places the organism in Eukaryota, Metazoa, Cnidaria, Scyphozoa, Rhizostomeae, Rhizostomatidae.
UCUGGUUCCUGGUUCGAUUUCUAAACAUCAUUUCGGGCAGUUUUCGAAAAUAAGCAUAGUCGAGGAAAUGGGCAAUUUCAUUGAAGCUUUGAUGACUGUGUCUACCAAAUGAAGUAAUUCAUAGUAUAGUCUUAAUGAUAAAAUUUAGGUUUUGAAAUCAAAUGAGAAACAACGAAAGCAAGAAUAGUGUUGAAGAAGGAUAAAUAAAAAUGGAUUACGUUCAGCGAACAUUACGGGAGGCUAAAGUUUGUCUUCUAGGGGACAGUGGUGUUGGAAAGUCAAGUCUUGUUCUCCGCUUUGUAUCAGAUAGAUUUGACCCAAAACAGAGUGCUACAAUAGGUGCUUCUUUCAUGUCAAAAACAAUUGGUAUUGAUGACCAAACUGUAAAGUUUCAAAUCUGGGACACAGCAGGACAAGAGCGGUAUCAAGCAUUGGCCCCGAUGUAUUACAGAGGAGCUGCUGCUGCCAUAGUUGUCUAUGAUAUUACAAAUGAGGCAUCAUUCAACUGUGUCAAAAAAUGGGUCAAGGAACUAAACCAGUUUGGGCCUAAAGACAUCGUGAUUGCAAUUGCUGCAAAUAAAAAGGAUUUGGAAAGUAAUAGAGAGGUGCCAAGAGAAGAGGGUCAACAAUAUGCAGAGGGUAUCGAUGCUCUAUUUGUUGAAACCUCUGCCUUGACUGCAGAAAAUGUCGAUACAAUAUUUGUCAAUAUUGGUAGAAAGCUGCCUUUGGAAACAACAAGAUAUCCCUACCAAACGAUGCCAAGACGUGAUUUAUACGAAUCUGACAGGAGACCAAGUGCUUGUUGCAAAUAACUAUUUUUCAAAGUGAAUUAACGCUAGUCGAUGGAGUUAAGUCAAGAUACUCCUUAAUUUUAGAAUUAAUUGAAUUUUUCCUAUGUCUUAACGUAUUCGGGGUUAUUGGAACGAUGAGGGUAGCAAGACAGCAGUCUUCUUGGCUGCAAAGAACGGGUGGUCCCUUUAGUUUCAUAAAAUAACAUAUUUUCAUUUGGGCACAUUUAGGCAUUAAUUUUCACUUGCCUCUUUCAGAUUUCUUCCUAGUGCUGUUUGCAAAAUAUAUAAGUUUAAAUGUAGAUGCUAACAAGAUUUUGUUUUGAAACCAUUCGUCCUUCUAUCAGGACGUGAUUUUCAUAGUUUUAUAGAAUCUUGAUCUACCAUUCAAGAAUAUCUAUCAUUCAAAGAAAUUGGCUCAUUAUAGCACCCCAGAAAACAGCUGAUAAGUUCGCUUGCAAACACUCGGCCUAGAAAAUGUCAGAAUUGGAGCAAGAAAUGUAGGAAAGGUUAUUAAGCUCUCAACAUUUAACGGUGACACAAAUGAAGCUUUUACAUCAACAGUGCUUGGUCUUUUUUGCCAAAAAAAUAUUGAAAAUUGAACUGUUUUCAACCCACAUUUAAAAUCUACAUCGAAAGCAUACGGAUUCAACCCCACCACCUCCCCACAAUGGUCGAAAGCCCUUAAACAUUAUUUGUUUUUUCCUUCCCAACAUGGGAUAGUAUGGUUCCAUAAAUAUACUUGAGUGCUUGUAAAAUUUUCCAUAGAUACUUUUGUCCUGCAAUAUCAGGUAACAAUAUAACUUCGAAUCUAAAAUACAAUUUUACGUAGAAAAAAAGAACGAAUUAUACUACGUUAUUUCAAGCAUGGCUGGUUAUGAAUCACCCCCAUGAUAACAGGCUGUGCUUGAGACGUCGUUAAUGUUAUUCACUCUUUCUUUCUACGUACAAUUUAUUUUAGAUUCAAAGUUAUAUCAUAUACAGGGCCCACGCCGCGAAUUCGAAAGUGGGGGGGGGACAAGGCUAAUGAAAGCGAGGGGGCCAAGGCUACUCUCACCUUUGAUUGUAGCUUUGAAAUUACCUGCUUCACAAAAAAGUGGGGGACCAUGGCUAGCCCCCCCCCCCCCCCUCCCUCGGUGGCGUGGGCCCUGAUUAUACUACUACUACCACGGUGCUUUCAGGAGCUACAAUUUGUUUUUAAAAGAUUUUGAUCCUGAGGAUCCUGAAAGAUCCGAAAUUUUUUCAUUACAUGUGUAGAUAGUUAUUUGCUUCGAGCUUCAUUCCAAUUUUCAAAUAAAUUUGAUUUGUGGAAAAUUUCUAUUUGCAAUAAUAGAUUGAAAUGCUUUGUAAUCGAUGAUCGAAAACGCCUAUUCAUAAUUUUUGACGAAUGAAUAGCCUUUUCAUAAAAAAUUAAUAUAAUUCAAGCUAAGUAAUUCAUAUUCUUUUGAAUGUAAACAAAAAAUUCUUAAAUCUGGGAUUGUUGCUAUUGGACAACCACUGCUGCAGAGCCAAUAUAGAUAUGUGAUUUCCUAUUAAUUUGAGUUGUUUAAUUUCACAGCUUUUUUCAUUAUUUUCAUAGUUAUUUUCAAAUUCUAAAAUGUGCCAAAGUUACGUUAACUCAAAUAGAUUUUUGUAACCAUAUUCUUGUCCAUAUGUAUUUAUGAUUUAUAACUCUAGAUUUUUCUGAAGGUGUGAAACUCAGAUAUUUUAUGCUUUUCUCGUUUUGAAAUGCAGCAAUGGUA